AUGGCAAUCCUCACAAUCCCGAAGCUUGCAGAUGAGCUCUUCCUGCUACCCAUCGUAAUAUCGCUGAACAGCUUGGCCGUGUCUUCCCUUAUGUCCUAUGUCAUGUCUGACAAUGGGAAUAUCGACUGGAGACCGAUAACCAUCUGCGCGACAGCGGACAUCCUUGCGAUGGGCGCUGACCAUCUUAAGGAUAGAGAGGAGGAAUUUUCGUCUAACCCCAAUAACGCAAACAACCCACGCCUCGCCUCUUGCUUUGUAUACGCACGAACCUUCCUCACCGCCAGCGCUGUGCUCCUUGCACUAGCACUAUCUCAAUGUCCACUUUCGACCCUCCUCACCACGGCAGCCUUCUUAGCCCCUGCCUUGCUCUGGAACAUUCCGAUCAGCUUUAAUAUUUUUGGGCUGAUUUCGAGGCGCCUCCUCGGGAGGUCUGUUAAAGACAGCCACCAGCCUUUUAAAUCUGCACCUACUUUUGUUAUCAAGCGCGUCCCUGGCAUGAAAGUCAUAUUUAGUGGUAUCAUUCGAGGAUGUGGCAUCUACACUGUUGUCCUCACCAUAUUGUCGGGAUCAGGGAAUCUGGCUGGCACGCUACCGUCUCCGUGGAGUACUAUUCAACUGAUAGUCUGGUCAACGGUCAAUCGCGCAUGCCACGGAACCAUGAACGAUGUCCGUGAUUUUGAAGACGAUCUGAAGACCGGCGUCCCCACCAUACCCGUCCUUCUCGGAUCCGUCCGCAAGACGAAGGUGUUAUUGACGGCUUGUCAUAUGCUCGUUAUGUUGGCCUUCAUCGAAAAUAUAUACAUCAUGGGGAGCAGCUUAUUCGCCAUAGCUUUGGUAUGGAUGCUUGACCAGCACUCGCCGAAAAAGGCGUCUUUGCUGGGCUCUCAUUCGCAGACCUUUUUCAUCAUGUGGUACUUGUUGACGAAGGUUGCUUAG
This is a messenger RNA of Suillus clintonianus, 936 nucleotides long. RefSeq lists its product as uncharacterized. NCBI's taxonomy places the organism in Eukaryota, Fungi, Basidiomycota, Agaricomycetes, Boletales, Suillaceae. The transcript has 4 exons. The record is from RefSeq and is a predicted model, not a curated record. Gene Ontology annotation, cellular component: membrane. Gene Ontology annotation, molecular function: transferase activity, transferring alkyl or aryl (other than methyl) groups. Bases 1 to 936 code for a protein of 311 amino acids.